Molecule: messenger RNA, 564 nt
Organism: Lolium perenne
Lineage: Eukaryota; Viridiplantae; Streptophyta; Magnoliopsida; Poales; Poaceae
Product: cytochrome P450 CYP71D312-like
Molecular function (GO): monooxygenase activity; heme binding; oxidoreductase activity, acting on paired donors, with incorporation or reduction of molecular oxygen
Source: RefSeq, a predicted model, not a curated record
AUGUCGGAGCUUAUGAGGAACCCGCGGAUAAUUGCUAUUGCGCAGUCUGAAGUCCGGCGAGUCCUCCACGGCAAGACUGUGGCCGAGGCGAACAUCGACGGCCAGCUCCACUACCUCCGGAUGGUCAUCAGGGAGACGUUCAGGUUGCACCCUCCUUUGCCUUUGCUCCGCCCGAUGCUGUGCACAGAACGGAGGAGGAUCAUGGGCUACGACGUGCUUCCGGGCACUACCUUGUUCGUCAAUGCAUGGGCGAUUGGUAGGGACGGGCAGAACUGGACUGACGCCAGUGACUUCAUACCCGAGAGAUUCGAGGGCGAGAAAGCGGACUGCAGUGACUCGGACUUCACCUUCUUCCCCUAUGGUGAGGGCCAGAGAAUGUUCAGUGGGAUGUUUGUAUUGGCGAACGUCGAGUUUGCCCUUGCGAGCCUUCUAUACCACUUCGACUGGAACCUCCCCGAUAGUGGUAAUCCGGAGAGGCUUGAUAUGGCCGAGGCGUAUGGGAUAAGGACGCAUCGUCGGACUCAACUAUUGUUGAAUGCUACUAAUCAUUUUGGCAUGCUAUAA